This is a messenger RNA of Parastagonospora nodorum SN15, 351 nucleotides long. RefSeq lists its product as hypothetical. The record is from RefSeq and is a predicted model, not a curated record. NCBI's taxonomy places the organism in Eukaryota, Fungi, Ascomycota, Dothideomycetes, Pleosporales, Phaeosphaeriaceae. The coding region runs from base 1 to 351 and encodes 116 amino acids. The transcript is spliced from 2 exons.
AUGACUUCGAUAGUCGCAGCGAUCCAGAUAUCGGGAGCAGUUGCGGGUUCCCGACCGAUGGUCGCUCAGACAUCAUUCGUUGCCAGUGUUGGAAGGAAUUACGGCACUGUCCUUGAAAUUACGUAUCUCAGCCACGCCGUUAUCUAUGCCUUCUCGGACGAGGUCCCGGAUUCUCCUCGUGUGCCCUCUGGCGCUUGCGGGCUCGCCCUCAAAGUAUACGGAUCGCGCCGCCAGAAGCUCGUUGUCCAAGGUCGCCAAUUGCCGAUACCGAGUGCACGGAACAUUUGCUGGACCCUUGCUGCUGUUCCUGCAUUUCAGCCACCAAUCACUUUGUUGAACCUUCCUGUCUAA